Delphinapterus leucas (beluga whale) is the source of this 4095-nucleotide messenger RNA. Lineage: Eukaryota; Metazoa; Chordata; Mammalia; Artiodactyla; Monodontidae. The record is from RefSeq and is a predicted model, not a curated record.
GCCGCUAGGGGUAGCGGCGGCGGCUGUGGUCUGAGAGCGUGGCUGCUUUGAGGGCGCGGAAGCCAUACGGUGUGGGGACUAGGGCUGGCAAGAGGGUGGGAAAACCGGCGAGAGAGGAGGGCGGUGCCGGGGAAGGGCGGUGCCGGGGAAGGGCGGCGCGUGGCUGACUCAUCCCUCUGGAAGAUCAGACUGACAGACACAAACCCUUGCCGAACCCGCCCGCCCGCGCCGCUCCUCUUUGGUUGGGAGGCGCCCGCCCGCACUGCCCGCCCGCCUUCUCCGGGAGCGCUCUCCCGGCCCGGCCGCCUCAGAGAAAGUUUUUGUCGUCUGGAGGGACCGGAGGCGCCGCGAGCCUUUGGGAAGGGAAGGAGGACUGAAGAGGAGGCUCCAGCCGCGCGCGCCCGGCGAGUGCAUGGUUCCCGGCGCCUCGGCUGCCUGUCAGGAGGACAUCGGGGCGGGGUCGGGCUGAGCCCAGCUCCUUCUUCCCGCGGGUUCGCCAGAAAUCGCCCUCCCGGACUGCCGCGGGGCGUCCCCGCUCCUCAGCCCGCCAUGUCCCGGCUGCUGCCGCUGCUGAGGAGCCGGACCGCGCACAGCCUGAGGCCGGGCCCGGCCGCCGCGCCCCGCCCGCCGUCCUGGUGCUGCUGCGGGCGGGGGCUGCUGGCGCUCGCGGCCCCGGGCGGCCCCCGGGAUCUGGGCACCCACCCCAAGAAGGAGCCCAUGGAGGCGCUGAACACGGCGCAGGGCGCGCGGGACUUCAUCUACAGCCUGCACUCCAGCGAGAGGAGCUGCCUGCUCAAGGAGCUGCACCGCUUCGAGUCCAUUGCCAUCGCCCAAGAAAAAUUGGAAGCUCUACCACCCACCCCAGGACAGCUGAGAUAUGUAUUCAUCCACAAUGCGAUACCUUUCAUAGGGUUUGGCUUUUUGGAUAAUGCAAUUAUGAUUGUUGCAGGAACCCAUAUUGAGUUAUCUAUUGGAAUUAUUUUGGGAAUUUCAACUAUGGCAGCUGCUGCUUUGGGAAACCUUGUGUCAGAUUUAGCUGGUCUUGGACUUGCAGGCUACGUUGAAGCUUUGGCUUCCAGGUUAGGCCUAUCAAUUCCUGAUCUCACGCCAAAGCAAGUUGACAUGUGGCAAACACGUGUUAGUACACAUUUGGGCAAAGCUGUUGGGGUGACUAUUGGCUGCAUUCUAGGAAUGUUUCCUUUGAUUUUCUUUGGAGGCGGUGAAGAUGAUGAAAAACUGGAAAAGAAAAAUUAACUCUCUUAGGAUACCUAUAAAAAGAUGUAAACUAAUGUACCUCAAUUAUUAAAUAUGCUGUCACAACAUUUAGGAAUUAAGACAGUAACAGUGCAUAGAUAUGGGAUCAACUAAUUCAGCAUGUAUUAUGGAAAACACUAACUUAUUGUGGCUUGGUUUUCUUGGGACAUCUUUUUAAAAAAAAUUUUGUGUAAAUUGUUGAUAUGCUUUUUCAUCAAUGGCAGUCAACAUUUUACCUUUUCUUUUUCUUUCUUUAUAUACCAAAAUAUCAUUUAAGUAUCAGUCAUUGAUGUGCUGUGCUGACUUGGGGUUUGCCUAUUUGUUACUUACCACGUGUACAUGCAUGAACGCAUUUUCUGUUGUUGUUCCCUUAUAGUUACAAUUCAACCUUAAGAUUUUUUCCAAAUUACUUAAGAUGUUUAACAUCAGUUAAAGAUUUUUUUUACUCUUUUUGGCAACAUCAAUUUUGUACUGUUUCACAGUAAACAUUUACAAUCAUUUCAGUCAUUUAAAAAAAAACUCUCACAUCUAUUCAAAAUGGACAGAGACUUUAAGUAUUUUAAGUACCUAUCACUCAUUUUAAUUUUCAGACCUUAUUGUCUCAAGAGCCGGAGAUUAAUCAGGAUGAACAAUUAUGUGGUCUCCCUACCACAUAAAACCAUAUAUGUUAACAAGUGUAUUAUUUUGAAUUGUUUUUUUUACCAAUUUAAUUUCUCAGUUUUGAAUAAUUACAUAGUGAUUUCUGACUCCUAAGGGAAAGUCAUUAUUUUAGAGUAUUUUGGGUUUUUUUGUUGUUUUUGCAGUACAUGGGCCUCUCACUGUUGUGGCCUCUCCCGUUGCGGAGCACGGGCUCCGGACGCACAGGCUCAGCGGCCAUGGCUCACGGGCCCAGCCACUCCGCAGAAUGUGGGAUCUUCCCGGACCUGGGCAAGAACCCAUGUCCCCCUCAUCGGCAGGCGGACUCCCAACCACUGCGCCACCAGGGAAGCCCAUUUUAGAGUAUUUUUAAUGGGGAUUGUGGAAUUAAUGUGUGAACUAAGGGGUUUGACAUGACACUUGGAAAAUUAAGAGGCUAAAAAAAUUUUUUUUCACAUUAGUAUAAAAUGGAAACUGUCAAGAAGGUUUAUGGUAUGAGUGGUGAAGUUGAGGUGAUAUUUGUAAGGUUAAUAAAAUACAAAUAAUACUGUUUGGGAAGGCUUUUCCCCCCACAAAUGUCUUCUCAUCUGAAUUGAAUGAGUUUGAGUACUCAUAAUUUUGACAUUGUUAUAUCUUCUUUAGCAGAUUUUAUUUCUGGAUAACUUCUUUUGAGGUGAAAAAUAAAUAUUUUAUAUUUUGCUUUUUGUUAUAUAUAGCCUAGUGGUCAAAAGACAUAUGAGGAGAAAUUCUUGCUCCCUUUUUUGGUCCCUUUUCUUUUUUUGUGGUGUUUAAAUCAUAUUUUAGAUUGAAGUUACUUAUGUCCAGUCUUGUGUAUCUGAUUUAGGCAUAGAUAGGAUUCAUAUCUAUACUUGUGAAUCAUAAAUUUUAAUUUUAUGAACCUUAAAGUUUGUUAGCAUGUGGUCUGUUACACAGGCUAAAAAAUUACUCUUAAUUGUAAGAGUUGUUGAACACAUCAUGGAGGAGAAAAACAGAAAUUAAAAUUACUAUUUGGGCCACUGAAAUUAUUUAUUUUGCUAAAUAGAUGCAAAAGAAGGGAAACUUAAAGAUGGCUCUAUUUACAGCUAUCUUAUUUUUAAAGUUUUAUUUGCACAUAUUUACUUUGAGGUUUUAUUUUCAGAGGAGCUGUUUUUUCUCACAAGGCAAUUUGUCAUAAAUUCUCUUCUGUGUACUUCAAAAUGAUUUUAAUGGUAUCCUUUAAUCAUAGAUUUUUGAGGGAAAAAAUAAAUCAUAGAAAAUAAAAAUAAAUAUAUAACAUUCUUAUUAUGUACAAAUACUAUGACAGUCUCAUUUGAUCAAAUUAGAAUUAUAAAACUUAAUGUUUUAAAUAGAACUGUGGUUUGUAUCUUCCACAUAAUACCACAGACACACCAAAAUUUUUUUUUAUUAUUUCAGAUGAUAGGAUUAGAGUGAUUAUUUAAAAAAAAAAAUUUUUUUUUUUUUUGGUAAAUGUUUAAGUGUUUUUGUCCCUAACUGUAAUGCCAGUCCUUUCUGUUCUCUAAAAACAUAUUUUAUUGUGGUGCUUAAAUUUUCUUUUUAUUAAUUAAAUCCCAUAUCCAGAAACUUUGCCUGUGAGUUUAGAAAGGGCUUUUGAUUAGUGCUUUUAUUUUUUUUGCUCGUGAAAAUAACCCAGUCCUACAGAAUCUUUUUAGCUGAGCGUCUGUAGAAUUAUUUAAAAUGUCAAAAUAUGGAAUAUAUAACCUUCAUAUUGAAAAGUAUUUUAAUCUAUGGACACAAUAAAAAUUUGCAUCAUUCAGGUAAUUAGUUUAAAAAAAAAUGGAGCCCUUUUGUCCUUAACCUAAGGUACACAUUUUUUUCAAGAUCUUAUUCUAUAUACUAGUAUGGUGCUUUGCACAAAGUGACUUCUGAAAAAUGGUUCCCUUUAAGGUAAUGACUUCAUAUAAUCAUUGUUUCAUAUUACUUGUCACGAGGAAUUUUAUUUCAGAUUGAAACUGGAAUUCUUAUUUCUCAUAUUAGCUAUUUCUUUUUUGGGAGCAACUAUAACUAUGGUUAAAUGCAACAUGAGCUGUGUCAGUACUCUUCGUUUGAAAUUCAUAUUGUCUGUGUAUUAUGAUUUAUUGACUUGUUUAUGCAUGUAAAUUAAGUGCAUUUUGUUGGCACUGUAUGUUAAAUGGUGACCAAUGUUUUUACAAAGGAAUUGAACAAAGAAAAAUACCUUUUAAGAAA